GGCCGUGCAGGGCCCGGUUCCGGUCGCGGUUCCGGUUCCGGUCCCGGCUCGGUGGCGGCGGCGCGCGCGGCGGUGUCCGCCCGCCAUGCGAUGUCCGCGCUCAACUGGAAACCCUUCGUGUAUGGCGGGCUCGCCUCCAUCGUGGCCGAGUUCGGCACUUUCCCCGUGGACCUCACCAAGACGCGGCUGCAGGUGCAGGGUCAGAGCACCGACGCGCGGUUCCGCGAGGUGCGGUACCGGGGCAUGUUCCACGCUCUCUUCCGCAUCUGCCGCGAGGAGGGCGGACGGGCCCUGUACUCGGGGAUCGCCCCGGCACUGCUGAGACAGGCGUCCUAUGGCACCAUCAAGAUCGGCAUCUACCAGAGCCUGAAGCGGCUCUUUGUGGAUCGCAUGGAAGAUGAAACGUUGCUCAUCAAUGUGAUCUGUGGGGUGGUCUCGGGGGUCAUCUCUUCUGCACUGGCCAAUCCCACAGAUGUGCUGAAGAUCCGAAUGCAGGCUCAGGGCAGCUUGUUCCAGGGCGGGAUGAUCGGCAGCUUCAUUGACAUCUACCAGCAGGAAGGCACCCGAGGCCUCUGGAGAGGUGUUGUCCCCACGGCCCAGCGAGCGGCCAUCGUGGUGGGGGUGGAGCUGCCAGUCUACGACAUCACCAAGAAGCACCUGAUCCUGUCAGGCCUCAUGGGGGACACCAUCUUUGCCCACUUUGUUUCCAGCUUCACGUGCGGGCUGGCGGGAGCCAUCGCCUCCAACCCCGUGGACGUGGUGCGGACGCGGAUGAUGAACCAGCGCGCCAUCGUGGGCAGCACCGAGCUCUACAAGGGCACCCUGGAUGGCCUUGUCAAGACAUGGAAGAGUGAGGGCUUCUUCGCACUCUACAAAGGCUUCUGGCCCAACUGGCUUCGUCUGGGUCCCUGGAACAUCAUUUUUUUUAUCACAUACGAGCAGUUGAAGCGCCUCCCCUUCUGAGAGCUGCCUUCAUCUCACCAGAGUCAUCCUCAGGGCUGGCAGCAGGGCUGUGCUGCCGCCUCCCUCUUCAUCCCACUGUCCCCAUGUCGUGGUGUUUGGUCCCUGUGGGCUGGGCUCUCCCCACAUGCAUGGUCCCUGGAGCACGAGCUGCCUGGCACAGGGGGCAGCCACGUGUUUCCCACCCGGAGGUGUCGUGUGCCUGGGCCUGCAGGAAUAUCUUCUGUGAAGAUCUGUGUGUUCCAGUGGCCUUUGGGGCACUGUGGCUCGUGGCUGGCAGGUGUGGGUCUCCUCCCGUGCCCGUGGGGUGGGGCCCGUGAAGGUGCCAUUGUCAUCAUGUUUCUUGCAGAACUUGUAACUUCAUUAAAUUAUUUAUUGACUGGA
Molecule: messenger RNA, 1344 nt
Organism: Zonotrichia leucophrys gambelii
Lineage: Eukaryota; Metazoa; Chordata; Aves; Passeriformes; Passerellidae
Gene: SLC25A14
Product: solute carrier family 25 member 14
Exons: 9
Coding region: 91-963 (290 amino acids)
Biological process (GO): transmembrane transport
Molecular function (GO): transmembrane transporter activity
Source: RefSeq, a predicted model, not a curated record